Messenger RNA from Impatiens glandulifera, 471 nucleotides. RefSeq names its product acyl-coenzyme A thioesterase 13-like. The record is from RefSeq and is a predicted model, not a curated record. NCBI's taxonomy places the organism in Eukaryota, Viridiplantae, Streptophyta, Magnoliopsida, Ericales, Balsaminaceae. The transcript has 3 exons. Gene Ontology annotation, molecular function: fatty acyl-CoA hydrolase activity. Bases 1 to 471 code for a protein of 156 amino acids.
AUGGGUCUGGAUUCAGUGAAGAAUUACUUACAGCAAGAAGAAGAAGGAAACCGACUAAGCACCGACGUAAUAGAUGGUAUGCCACCAAAAUUCAUUCAGCCAUUGAUUAUGCAAGGUCUUCAUCUCGAUCUUGUAGAGGUCGGACGAAUCGUCUGCUCCAUGAAAGUACCCUCUCGUUUGUUGAACACCGAGAAUUUCUUGCACGGAGGAGCUACGGCUACUCUGGUUGAUCUGGUUGGUUCGGCUGUUAUAUACACCGUUGGUAAAUCUUACACCGGAGUUUCUGUUGAGCUCAGCGUUUCAUACUUGGAUUCUGCUUAUGUUGGUGAAGAGAUUGAGAUAGAAGCGAAGGCAUUACGGGUUGGAAAGGCCAUUGCUGUCGUUACUGUUGAGUUCAGAAAAAAACAAAGUGGAAAGAUUAUUGCUCAGGGCCGUCUAAAUAACUUCCUUGCCGUGACUAGUAAAAUUUGA